Molecule: messenger RNA, 1263 nt
Organism: Lathyrus sativus (Indian pea)
Lineage: Eukaryota; Viridiplantae; Streptophyta; Magnoliopsida; Fabales; Fabaceae
Source: the annotation of a GenBank genome assembly
AUGGACGAUGCUUUUGAUGAUGAAGGUGGCCCGUCUCUUACAAUCAACGAGUACCUUGAGGAAGUUGAGGAACGGGAGCUGGAAGCUGAUUUGGUUUUAGGGGGGGAUGAUGGAAAAGAGUGUACCUAUAGCAAAGGUUAUAUGAAAAGGCAGGCAAUUUUCUCCUGUAUCACCUGCACCCCAGAUGGGAAUGCUGGAGUUUGCACUGCUUGCUCUUUGUCUUGCCAUGAUGGUCAUCAGAUUGUGGAACUAUGGACAAAAAGAAACUUCAGGUGUGAUUGUGGGAAUUCAAAGUUUGGUGAAUUCUACUGCAAGAUUUUCCCAAGUAAAGAUGUUGAGAAUGGUGAGAAUUCGUACAAUCACAACUUUAAAGGUUUGUAUUGCACAUGUGCUCGCCCUUAUCCAGAUCCAGAUGCUGAAGAACAAAUAGAGAUGAUACAGUGUUGCUUGUGUGAGGAUUGGUUUCAUGAGGAGCAUCUUGGUCUCGACUCUCUUGAUGAGAUUCCCAGAGAUGAUGAAGGGGAGCCGCUUUAUGAGGAUUUCAUAUGUAAGGGAUGCUCUGAAGUAUGUUUCUUUCUGAAAUUAUAUCCUGAAGUAAUAUUGGUGGCCGAGAAGCAGCCAAAUGCUACUGUUCAAGCAAGUAAGGACAAAGGUAUUUUGGAAGAUGAGCCUUCAACUCGCGGGUCUGAAAAGCCACUGGGUGAUACUUCAUACAAUUCCCCUAAAAUGGAUGAGGCACAAGCUUCUGUUAAUUCUGAAUCUGUAUCUGAUGGGAAGGGUCUACCUCAGGGAGGAAGUUGUAAUGGCAAUACUGCUUUAAGUAAAUGCACAGAAGGCCCCAAUUUGCAUGUUAAUUGUCUUCUUGGUGUGAACAUCGUUGCUACUUCCCCAGUUAAACAUGACAAAUCAAUGUUUCUUUCGAAAAAUUGGAGAGAUGCUCUAUGCAAAUGCAACCAUUGUUUGGAAUAUUACCAGCAGAAGCGAAUUGGUUUUCUUCUUGACAAGGAUGACUCAAUUGUGGAGUAUGAGAAAAUAGCCAAGCAAAAAAGAGAACAAAAGUUGCAGGAACUGGAGGGUGCUGAGUUAAGUUUUUUUAAUAAACUUGGGCAUGUAGAGAAAGUUGAGAUCUUGAAGGGCAUUGAAGAGAUGAAGGAUGGGCUUCGUUCUUUCCUGGAAUCCGCAGACUCCUCCAAGCCAGUUACUGCUGCCGAUGUCCAUCAGUUUUUCGAUGACAUUAAGAAUAAGCGCCGCCGUACAGAGUGA